AUGGUUCCUGUUGCUCCUGAAAAGAGAUACUACUUUGACACUGAUGACUGUGACUCCUUGGCAGACAUGUACAGUAGUUUGUAUCCUUCUCAGAGGAUUUUGUCCGUCAUAUCUAUAGCAGAAAGCUAUGAUAAAUUGCCACAUAUAGGCAGUGUCAUUGCCAGAGUUGGUUCAAGGAACAGUCGGUCAUCAUGCAUAAUGGCUAAAUGGGUUGGAAAAGAGGACCGGCUUGGUGUUUGUGCAAUUGACCCAUGUAGUGAGUGUCGCCCUGCUAUUGUGCAACAGAUCUUUAGAAGUGAAAUAAUUCUUGAUGUUGAAGGGAAAGCAAAGAAGUUAUCUCAUCUGUUAGCCAGAGUUGUCUGGGUGAAGAAGCACCCGAUGAGAGAUUUCUUUGGGAAAACCACUUCAGUGUGGGGUACUGAUAUUGAGACUACUCAUGGUGCAGAGUUUAUUCCUGUGCAAAGAAUUCGUAACCUCUGUAUUUGUAUUCAGGACACUUCGAUUCUGACUGACUCUGGCAUCGUUGCAGAAUCCAUUAUGGAUACUAAGGUUUCCAAUAACACAGCAGUAUCCAUUAUGGAUUCUGAGAUGGAUUCUGCAAUAUGUAUAUCGGUGGAUACAUUGUGGAUUCUCCUUGGAAAAGUACAGCAAAGUAGUGACAAAGUACUGCAAACUAGCGGCAAAGUACAGCAAGGUAGUGCAAAGUACGGCAAAGUAGUAGCAAAGUACGGAAAAGUAAUGGCAAAGUACGGAAAAUUAGUGGCAAAGAACGGCAAAGUAGUAGCAAAUGAUGGCAAAGUAGUGGCAAAGUACAGCAAAGUAGAGAACAAGGACAAAACUAUGUUUUCAGUCAAGUCUCAAGGGUUAAUUCAGGUAGUCCCCAUUGAAGGGGUGGAAACUAUUGAGGACGUACAUAUUUGUCCUGAUUUAGAUAUCGAUCAGAUUAAUGCAGUUAAACGUAUUUUGAGAAAAUAUAGUGCUACUUUAACGGAUAUUCCGUGCAGGAAAUUUCCAAAAGAUACAACCAAGAAACUGACAGCCUUGAAGCUAAAGAUUUCUGCAGAUAAAGAACAAAAUAACAAUGAACAAGAACAAAAAAGACAACAUGGCAGACCCGUCAUAUACGGUCAGAUUAUACAGCUCAAGCACAAGUUCACCGAUAAAUAUAUUCACGUCAGUUCGACACAAACCUCCGCUACAGAGUACAGUAGUAUUCUUGUGGAAUUGCUGGAGUUCAAUGCCAAAAAUGCACAGUUUCGAAUCAUGCCAAGAUACAAAGUGAAAUCAGAAGGCGAAAAAGUGCAUGUGGAUGAUCAAAUAGUGUUAGAAAGCGUUAAAACUGCUGGCCAGUAUCUGCAUGUUAGCCAUAACAUAUUUGGUCCGGCGUUCGUCAACUCUGAUUCAUUUGAAUUAAACUUAUCAGUGAGGAAAUCUGGAUUUACAUUAGUCAGAUACUACAAACCAGAUGUUGAACAUAGUGGAAUUUUGAAGGCCGGUUCUCUGUUCAGAUUAUUUCACAAGGAGUUGGAAUCUUAUUUAACAGCUGAAGGAACUGUUCAAACUAAAGUCACUGAAGAUGUUCAUUUGAGAGUACGGAAACCAGAUCCAAAUCGUCCGAAAACUCUGUUCCCAUCUACAUCAUCAAUAACGUAUUGGCAGAUAGAGAAUGAAGACAUGAUGAAAGGUGGGACAAUGAAGUGGGGACAGUUGUGUCGUCUCAAACAUUUCACUACAAAGAAAUAUUUACAUCUAGAUGACAAGGGUGGCGAACAACAGUUAACAUUGACAGAUACCGCACCAGACAAAAGUACUAUAUUUAGGUUACAUCCAGUUAUUCACGAGAUGGAUGAAAUACAGUUUGAAAGUUAUGCCAGAAUAGAACACGUUGCUUCGGGUUAUUGGUUACAUGGUCUAAACGAAAUCUAUAAAAGUAACAGGUCCGAAAUGUGUGAUUCCAUGAGUGAUAUACAAUGGAGUCGUGCCCCGUUAAAACAAAUAACAGCUAGCAAACUGAUGUCAUACGAUGAUGCUUUCACAAUUCAAAAGGUUGACGAUGAAUUGGUUAAAAUAUCUUAUUUCGUAUCUGGUAUAGUGCCAUUGUUACAGAAAUGUAUUCAAUACAUAAAACGUAGUGGUAUGGCAUUAACUAAACGACACAGCCAGAAGAUCAUAUUGGGAUUACGAGAGUUACAACAGUUCAUGAUCGUGAACGGUGAAAAUAUAAAAGACAGACAAAAAUUAUUGAGAAAUCUAAAAGUAAUCGACAUACUUGUGAUAAUAACCAAAUUGCCAUAUGAGAACAGAACUGAUAAAGAGUUUAUAGUUGAUAUAAUUGUGGAAUGUUAUAACGUGAUGGAACAGUUCCUAUGUGGAGAUAGUAGGAAGAACGAACUCUAUCUUGCAAGAUUCAGCAACUUCUUUCAAACUCAGACUGGAAAGGAACUGGUCAGUUGCUAUGCUACACGUAUGGUGAUGGAGCUAUUUCGUGAUAAUCGGAAGACCAUUGAUAGAGCCACAACUAAACAUAUUGACAAUUAUGUGGAGUUGCUUCGAAAAAACAAGAAUUAUAACUAUUUGGAUCUACUGGGCGUUCUUUGCGUCUGCGAUGGUGUGAGCAUUAUCGAUAAUCAACAGUAUAUUACUGACACCUGGCUGAGAAACAAGGAAAGAGACGCAUGUUUGUAUUUAACAGAAGUUAGGGAGUCUGGAGAAGUUUAUGUCUCAACUGAUAACAAAUUGACAUGGUGUCGAUUGACACGUUUUGCAGCUACAGAAAAAGAGCACCGUUUAUUUCUGCAACACCAGUUGGAUUUAUUUGCAAAACUUUGCCAUGGCCGAAACGAAGCUGCCAUUCAAAUAAUUACAGAUAAACUAAAGUGGGAAGAGGCGUUUUACUGCUUAAAAAAUGACGAUUUAUUACCUGAACUGCGUGCCAAGUACUGUAGCUUAAUUAUCAGUCUCUUUAUUGAUGUUGGUGAAAAUAUUUCCAGCUUAGAACGAAUGAAACUAUCAUUUGUAUGGGAUGAAAUAGACACUGGAAAUCGCGAACGUUGUACUGUACCUGACUCUGAACUGAAGAAUAAAUACUUCCCACAGUUAAAGAAAUGGAUCAAUGACAUGUUAAGUAAAAACAAACAACUAACAGCAUCAAAAGUUGGUCAUAACAUAUUGAUGAAGCAGGUACUGAAACUCGUACAUACACUAGUGAAGUUUGGUUAUUACACUACACAAGAUGAUAUUAAGGCUCUAUUAAAACCUAUAAGGGGUUUGAUGAAAGGUACUAAUGACAGACCGAGGGCAACGAUAAAGUGUCAGGGGAAAAAGAUGGCUCCUACAGAUGAAGAAAAACAAAACUAUCGAAAUAUCGAUAGGUUUAAAAAAAAUCGUGAGACAAAGGCUGUAGUGGAUGUUAAAUAUAUGGCACUGGAAAUUGUGGAUUUAUUCUUCAAUUUUCGUUUCAAUGAAAGAUUGGAGAAAUGUAUUGUACAGUUCAAGCAAGUACAUGGCACUGACACACACGCUACGGUCGAGCAUUUGACAGAUAUAUUUGAAAGAACUGUUUAUUUCAAAGAAGAUAAAUUAACUGAAAUAUUACUUGACUUGUCAAACCAUAAGUAUGAUAAGAUGGUACAAAAAUCACUGUAUUUGAUAAAUCGACGAUAUUCAUCGUAUUCAAAUCUAUUUAAUCGGGCUGUUCAAGCUCAGCUGUUGCUGACAGAUACUUCAGUCAAGGUUUUUAAAGAAUGUGAAGAAAAGUUGCCUGUACUCAGGAGACUUUCUGCUAUUAAGAUGAACAGAGAACAAUGUCAAACAAUGGGGGAAAUUUUAGAUUUCUUUAUUAGUUGUUGUUCCUUAGAUGGUGGACCAGAAGAGCCUCAUUCUAUGAACCAAACUAUUUUCUACAAUAGUGGUGUUCUGGAUGACAUGUUUGACAUCUUGGCUAAUGGAUUGAAUGCAGAAUAUAAAUAUAACAAAUCAUUACAAGAAAUCAUCAAGAAAGCGUUUUUAUGCUUACAACGCAUGGCCAGAGGAAAUGAAAUUGUGCAAAAAAGUAUGUUUGACAGAUUGGAUAUUUUACUAGAUGUCAAAGGUGCUGAAGCUGAAAUGGCAAAGGCUUUUACAGAGGUGUUUACUGGUAACAAAACAGCAUGUUUUAAAAUCAAAAUCCAACAAGUCGGGAAGAUAAUGCAUCUUGUCUCUCAAUAUAGAAAUGAGACCCCUGAGUUCCUUGAGCUACUGAGCGCUCUUGUCAAGGUUGAAGAACUGAACUUACCAAUAAAACGCAAUCAAAUCUACGUGAUGAAAUUUUUUAUGCAGUACAGAUCCGAUGUUGCAUCUAUCAUAGACACAACCCAGGAAGAAAGAGAAAAAGUUCUACGUGCUGAUGAAAGAAGCCCUGAUUUGAUCUUUAUGUCAGCAUUGGUAGAUUUAUUAGCCACGUGUGCAGAGGGUGAGAAUAGAUUCAUUGAGUCUAUCUGUCAAACGAUCUUUUCAUUGGAUGAGUUGCUAUCUAUAUUGUCCAAUCCUAAUAUCAGCAAUAAGAUCAAGAAACCAUUUGCAAGGUUUACAUUGUGGGUGUACAUGAAUACAGCUGGUGAUGGCGCCGAAAAACUAAUGCACGAACGAUUGUUUUGGUUAUUUCUGGAAACCGUAAUCAUUGAUAUAAGAAACCUUACUAGAUAUAUGGACAAUAACGAGCGAAGAGUAAUACAACAACUGAGGAACAUACCAUCGGAAGUAGAUGUGUCAUUGCAUUAUAUGUAUGAUGGAGUAUUUCCCAUUAUUCAGAUAUUUUUUAAGCAGAUUUGUCAUUUAGAUGUUUACGACCACCGUAAUGAACAAGAAGUUGUAAACAACCUUGCCGAGGUUAUUAUGGAAUUUGUAAGGACUACAGUUCGCAUAUCAAUGAUAACAAAUAUGACAAACUUCAACAUACUGAUGUCAGCAAGUAGGGUGUUGUUAGAUAAAUCAGAACUGGAUAACAAGCUUGCGGUGAAAGGGGAAUUAGCUAGAUAUGCAAAUCAAACAUUCGAUACGAGGAGCGUGGCUCAGCAGAAAUACCAAGACACGUACAGGGAAGAAGAACAUAUCAAUCACUGUUUGAAUGACUACGCUAAUAACCUAAGGUUAAGCUACAUUGGUGAAAAUACAGUGGAUGCACAAUUGAAAACAAAUAACAAUAACACAAGAGAAUAUGACAAAGGUGGCGAAGAAGAGCUGCCACUUGGGGCGGAAUUCCAGGAACAUAUUCAGUGCUUCAUGCACAAAACAACUUCAGAUAAUAGUUUAGCACACUCUGCCUUGAAAAAUAAAAGUAGAAAACCCAAAUACCAAAGAGCAAAAAAACUAAUGGAAGGGCUCAUGAUUUCUUGUAACAAUCCCAAAUCAACAGAACAAGAGAGACUGAAACAGGAAGCAUUGGAUAUCAAAAGCUUACAGAUACUUAGAGCGAUGAUCCACAACGAGGAACGUCAGUUACCGCAUAACUGGAAGGAAAAUCCUAAAAAACACACAGAUCGACUAAUGAAGAUCGAAUCUGUUCAAAAUGAGUUAGAUAAUCAUGGCGCCAUGUUACAAAUCCUGCCAUUACUGGGAAGAACGCGUGAAAGAUUGUCACACGAGGUGUUAGCUUUUCUUUCAGCUAUGUUGUUCAAUGGCAACGUACAAGUUCAGACCAGCCUUGAGAAUUAUUUUCGACGUUCAAGAGAAGAACAUUUUUUUAUGGCGGCCAGGAACUUAAUGCAUAUAUCUAAAAUAUCAAUUAAAGAAAAACGUGCACUCUUCAGUCAACUUGAGGCGCGAAAUAAAAUGGAAGAGGAUUUGAGAAUGCAAUCGAAUACAGCAACAUCUAUUACGAAUUCAACUGAUAAACCAGCUAAUGGUCUUCGAAUCUCGCAGAACAGCACAGAAGGAAAUGCAAUGAAAAUGGAUACAAUUAACAGUAGCGAAGUAUCUCCAGAUAUCGGUGAUGAAAAGAAUCAGCCAAAACGAGAAAAAAUGAAUUAUUUCAAAAAAGAUGGCCUAAUUGAACUACUCUUCAGAACUCUAGGGCAAAUGUGCGACGGACAGCAUACAGGCUUACAGAACUAUCUGAGAGAUCAACCCGAUAACAUGACUAGUGUUAACAUAGUGGCAGAAACAACAAUGUUCCUGAACAUACUAUAUGCUAAUUUUGAUGACACAAAUAUUGCACUUCUUGUAGAACUAUUCACAACACUUAAUGAGUUUGCAUCGGGUAAUCUUGCCAACUCAAUGGUGAUGUUUGAUAACAAGAUUAUAGAACUUAUCAACUUUAUUCUGCGAGAUACAAACAUAGAGAAUAGGAUAUCAGAACACAAACAACUGAUACAUGAACUUAAAUUAGUUAUGGCUAAUCUCGUUAUGUCGAUGAUAGAAGAACAAAGUCGUGAAGGGUCGGAAUUUGCGAAUGAAAUCAUGGACAAAAUAGACAAUGAUGUAAUACAUGAAAUAAUGGUGGAUUAUUACAAGAAAUCUUUCGCUGUAAAUACAAAUGAAAGCGACAAAAACUGUUAUACACAAAUAGGAUUUGCAUAUUUUCACAUUCUAAUGAGACUACAGGAUAUUGAUGCCACUAUCAGUAAAGAAAGAUAUAUUUUACAUGAAUUAAAAGAUACCGAUGAUGAACAUAGUCCAACAAUGAAUACGCAUAAUCAAGAAGUUAUUAGAGCGUGGAACUUUUAUGAAGCUAAUUCGAUGUCAGUUGAAAUACUGAGAAACGGUGAUGUCCAGAAAGUACACUUCAGAGUUAAGAAUACUAAUCUUCUGAGAACUGAAGUGAAGGAGAAAAUGAAAUGGAACAUAAAACGAGAAUCACAAAUUGAAAAGAUUCAAGAUUUUGUUCAUUGGUCACAAGAUAUCGUGAAAGACAUCAAUUAUCAAAACAAAGUGUUAUCGUACAGACCAGCCAAAUUUUUUAUACUUUUAACAGUCAAACCUAUAUUAACUGCGUCAUACUGGGGUGCAAUACUCUAUAUACUUUUCGGCUUACAUAAUGUGUUAUCUGCUUGCCUACUUGUAAGCUUUUUCCUGUCUAAUCGUCCAAGAUUACCGAGUGGAACUGAUAUACAAAACGAUUUCAGGAGUCUAAUUGGACAGGAAGUCAGUAGGGUGAGACAGUCAUAUUUGGAUGCAAAAUUCUUCAGUCAAAUCACAUUUUAUUACAUUGUUUUCUUCGUUUUUUCCAUAUGUGGUACUAUAUUUUAUGGAUACUUCUUUUGUUUCCAUUUGCUUCACAUUGUGGUUAUGAAUCAGCUUUUAAAAAGGGUAUUAUUGGCUGUCACACUCAACGGCAAGUCACUACUGUACGUCUUCUUGCUUGGCAUCAUAGUCAUAUACAUCUACUCCAUAGCAGCGUUUGGUUUUUUCCGCUAUGAUAUAAAUGAUGAAGAGACUGAAAUGUUUUUCUGCAACACCACGUUUGAGUGUUUUAUAUCCACAGCCCGAUAUGGUCUUCUUGAAUCGUUUCACGAGAGCAUAGGAAUUCCUGCGAGCACCGACUUUCCAACCUUCACCACACGUUCAAUAUUUGAUGUGUCAUUUUAUAUAGUAGUCGUGCUUAUUGGAUUGAAUAUUGUGUUUGGUAUCAUUGUUGAUACAUUCUCAGAACUCAGAGAUUCUAAGUGGCGAACAGAUGAAGAUAUGCGGACUCUGUGUUUUAUUUGUGGUCGAAAAAGUUAUGAUUUUGAAAACCACGGAAACGGAUUCCGACAACAUGUAAAAUUGGAACACAAUGUUUGGUCUUAUCUCUUCUUCUUCAUUCACCUGAACGAAACUGCCACCAACGACCUAACUGCAUUGGAACUCCACGUUUUGAACAUGUUGGAGGUGCCUGAUUAUGGAUUCUUCCCUGUCAACCGUGCAUUAUGCCUAAACAAUAUUGAAACAUUACAACACUAA
Messenger RNA from Saccoglossus kowalevskii, 7917 nucleotides. Its product is annotated as inositol 1,4,5-trisphosphate-gated calcium channel ITPR1-like. NCBI's taxonomy places the organism in Eukaryota, Metazoa, Hemichordata, Enteropneusta, Harrimaniidae. Gene Ontology annotation, molecular function: inositol 1,4,5-trisphosphate-gated calcium channel activity; inositol 1,4,5 trisphosphate binding. Gene Ontology annotation, biological process: calcium ion transmembrane transport. The record is from RefSeq and is a predicted model, not a curated record. Gene Ontology annotation, cellular component: endoplasmic reticulum; membrane.